Messenger RNA from Kazachstania africana CBS 2517, 651 nucleotides. RefSeq lists its product as uncharacterized. Lineage: Eukaryota; Fungi; Ascomycota; Saccharomycetes; Saccharomycetales; Saccharomycetaceae. The transcript has a single exon. The record is from RefSeq and is a predicted model, not a curated record. The coding region runs from base 1 to 651 and encodes 216 amino acids.
AUGACUAAUUUAUUAUCGAUUUACGUUGGCUGGCAUUAUGCAGGAACACCAAAUGGAACUUUAGAAGGUGAAGAUCCUACAGCGCUUCGAAAAGACGGCUUAGGCACUGUAGAAAGUACUAAUGAUUUGUAUGACGUCUCUUGCGUUACGGAUUGGUUAUUUGAUCACUAUUCUCAACCAGAGUCCGGAAAAUGGUACCCAAUUGACAACUCAUUGACCAAAAGAGAUUUGACUCAACCCUCAAUUUAUUUGAAACAUAACGAAACCUCUGAAGUGUAUCACUUGAUCUUUAAUCCUUCAUCUGGAUCAACAGGAACAUUGGCGAUUGCACCAACAAACAUCGCAGGAAACUCGACAUUAGCAAAACGCCAAGAUCUUCCAGUGUAUUCUCCAUUGUGUACUGGAUACAUUGCUCUCGAUUUCUGUGCCAACCAGAGUAAAUGGGGAGGCUUCUAUACCAGUGGAGAACUUGAAAAUGAACUAAAUGAGAUUUUCGCAAAUGAUGUUAGUGGUUCAUGGAGAGCAGAUUAUUACAAGAUGUAUACUUGCGAAGAUACUUGUGAUACGCAAGAUUGGGAAGUCUCCUUUAGACUUUACUAUGCUAGUGUAGGUCAAUUCUUACAUUGGACAAAAUGUGAUACCGGUUCUUAG